AUGCGAUCAGUGGACGUGAAUUCAGGUUCAGCACUGGAUGAAAUAACAGUUGACGUCGAAGCAGAUCCAGAACUGGAAGUCAAAAGAGUGGACGAAAAUUCAGAGGUCACUACUUCGGCUGAGGAUGACUCCGAAACAGUACUGGAUAAUACUCCAGAGAAGCCGGAUUCAGAAAUUGAAGUAGAAAGAAUAGGAUUCGACGAAGAGGUUGAAGCUGAGCUGGAAACAAAAUCUGACGAUGUGGACCCGGAACCAGAAGUGGAGCUCAUCGUAAGACCUGAGCUCGAAGUCAAGCCUGAACUUGAGCUAGAACUCAAUGUUGAAUUAGAUCUGGACGUAAACUCGAAGUUAGAGCUUGAGCUGGAUCCAGAAUCAGAAAUUGGACUAGAGUCUGAAGUCGAACUUGCAAAACUCAAGCUGGAGGCAGAACUUGAGAGAAAGUUAGAGCUUGGACUAAAUUCAGAGGUUGAACUAGAGUCAGAAGUUGGACUUGCGGAACUCGAGCUUAAUUCAGAACUUGAACUUGAGUUAGAGGUUGAAAUAGAGUCAGACGUUGGACUGGAGUCAGAACUCGAACUUGGGGAACUCGAAAUUACGUCAGAACUUGAAUUCAAUUCAGAACUUGAACUGGAUUCAGAAGACAAACGUGGCAAACUUGAGAUUAAGUCAGAACUUGGACUAAAGUCAGAAUUUGGACUAAAGUCAGUAGUCGAACUUGCAGAACUUGAACUUGAACUUGAGCUUGCAGAACUUGAAGUUGCAGAACUUGAAGUUGAUUCAUAA
This is a messenger RNA of Clavispora lusitaniae ATCC 42720, 783 nucleotides long. The record is from RefSeq and is a predicted model, not a curated record. NCBI's taxonomy places the organism in Eukaryota, Fungi, Ascomycota, Pichiomycetes, Serinales, Metschnikowiaceae.